AUGGAACCUGUCAACACAUCAGGAAAAGGGAGACGAGGGGAAUGUAGAAAUCGGAAGGUGACCCACAAAGCUCCCCCAGAGGGGCAGAUGUUUCCAGAUGUUGGGAGCCAAGAAGAGGAGCAGGAUCUGUACAGUGUGAACAGACAGGGUCUUUCAGCGCUGCACAUGGCCUGCCUUUACGGCCAGCUGGCUACCGUUCAGCUGCUGGUGGAGUCCAGGCAUGGGGGGGUCAACAGCAGCGAUAAUCAGGGUCGCCGGCCUAUUCACAUGGUCCUGUCCCCCCAGAGCUCACCCAACACCGCCUCGUGCCUCAUUUGCCUGCUGGAGCACGGGGCUGACAUCAACACUACCACAGAUUCAGGGGAGACCCCGCUGCACCUGGCCGCCGCUGAAGGCCUCCUGAGCUGCACAGAGACCCUCAUGCAGGCCGGAGCAGAUGCGCUGGCCCGGGACAACAUGGGACAAAUUCCUCUGGAUUUGGCCCGCAUCUGGUGCCACAGGGAGGUGGCAAGGUAUCUGAAAAGCUGCAUGUGGCAAACUGAUAAGAAGAAAGAAAUGCAGGAGAGGAAGCUGGGUCAAACUUUAUACAUUGAUCUCAUGGAUAUGGUCAAAUUAAAUAAAAUCAAUAAAAAGACAGUUAUAGAUGAGAAGAUGACAAAGUGGGCGAACCAAAAAGGUCUUCCUCUCCUGAAGGAAUUCUCCCCCAGAGUCUUGGUGAGCCAGUACCACACCCAGUGCCUCGGUUCUGAUCCGGUUCUGAAACCCCAGCCAGGAGAUCAUCUGGAGGACAAAAACAUCCCCACGAAGCAACCUAAAGCCUCCUCCCCUGGACCCUGGACCAUCUUCACGGGUCUCCAACCAGAGAAGCCCCUCAGGGAGCCGGACCUCCGGGACAAAGUGACGGUGCUGGGGGGCAGCCGGCAGCCUCAGUACACCACCCAGUGGGACAGCAGGCUCCACCCCGCCCCCGACCUGCCUCUGGAUGUCCUCCAGAGGGUGUUGUUCCCCAGAGCCUUCCCUUCCAGGAUCGCCUCCCCACGGUACUUUGAGCCAAAGGACAUUGUGGAGGUCCAGCACAGAGGAUACCCCCAGGGGCGGAGGACCUCCCCCUGGACAGAGGUGGCCAUGCACUUGGCUGAAGUGCUGGAGCCCGGACAUUACUGAACAUCACACAGGAAGAGCUUAAACAACACCUGCAUUAGUAAAUGUCUGAAAGGAAUGGAUGAAAAAUAUCCAUUAUGUAAACUUGAUGGUAGAUUAAAAAAAAAAUGAAUCAAUUUUUGUAUUUAACAUGCCAUCAAAUGAUCCGAAAAAAUGUAAUUAUUGUGCUUAGGGGGAUUCUAUUUUAGGAAAUGUUUUGUAAGGACAUCUAGCAGUGUCCUCUAUGUCAUCUCACUUCGAGUUGUAACAGUCUCAACAGUAGACUUUCCCGAACACAAAAUCCCCCUCCCCCUCCUAGACUUCAAGCCCAUAGUGACAAAAUAAAAAACGCCACACACCCCAGAUGCUGCACCUCCAAACGCGGGGUGAAAGGAGGGGUGAGUGAAAGGUGAGAAAACCUCAGUGAACUGGGUCACCUGUCUCAGAUGAGUCCCUGCACUUUCUCUGCUCCCCCCAGGGAACUGACUCGGGGUCCAGGUGAGGGCUUGUCAACAGCGUGUGUGUGUGUGACUUGGAGCUGUGGCCUGUCAGCUAAAGGUGUGUGUGUGUGUGUGUGUGUGGUUGUUUUGUCUUUUUAGCUUUACUUCACACCUCAGUGGGGGUCAAAGUGCACACGAGCCUCAACCUCACUGUGACCGAGACACAUGGGACGUGGAUAACACCAGCUAGACUGUCUGCUACACACACACAUUUUUUAGGGAGUGAAGUUCAAGGCGUAACAGGAAAAUCCAUCUUACUACACAUUGUAUUUAACAUUAAAUAAGUGAAGAUUUAAUUGGAAAUGUUGAGGAUCUAUUUUUCUGUGAAAAGAAGCAUUUAAUCUAUCUGUUAUUUCAACAAAGUAUUUUAUUAUACAUCUGUGUAGCAUACCAGCCUCCAAUGAAUCGCACUCGGUAAUUGGUAAAAAGAAUGUCGGGCUCUUUAAAAGCACUUUCAUCAAAAACCACUUUGAGCAGCUUUUGUCCCCGACGCACGUUAGAGUCUUCACAAGGGUUUUCAUUUGUCGUCAGAGGUCGGGUUAACUCGCUGAUCAAUGUUUUUAAAAAAUCAGUUUGUUAUUACCGUGUAUUUCUUUUCAAAAUAGUCCAAAAAAGAACUGUAGAUCUGGAAGACAAAAAAAGAAAAUCUCCAACACAUGUAAAAGAUCCAGACUGGGAGAUAUUCAUUGUUCAUCACAUUCAUUUAAGGGUGUUUCGUUUAUAGAAGUAAUCCUUUGCAAAUGCCCUUAUUAAGCCAUUUUCAUAACUGAGAAGCGACAGGGUGUUUACAUCAUGCCACAUCCUGUAUUUAAAUUAAAGCACCAGCUGAUUACUUACAACUUAACUUCACUUUCUUAUUUAAAGUAGUCGGGUAAAGUAGGGACUUGAGGCAUUUUUCCUGCAGCUGUUAUGCCACUUUAAACCAAAAUGAAAGCUUGGACAUCAGGAUUAAACCAGAAAGUACCUUAAAGUGGCUUCCUCUGAGGAGAUCUAUCUAGUCGUCUCCUAAUUCUGCUCUUCUGUGUUUAAUCUUAGCGUGAAACCUACAACACAUAAAAGACAGAACAUCUCAUCUCCAGGAAAAAACACAAAAUGAUCUAUCUCCCAAGUCAAAACGUACAGGUGGGUGUUACAUUUCAGACCUUUUCACAAGCAUAUUUUAAUACCAAAGAUUUAAAAAA
Notothenia coriiceps (black rockcod) is the source of this 2821-nucleotide messenger RNA. RefSeq names its product ankyrin repeat domain 53 (gene ankrd53). Gene Ontology annotation, biological process: regulation of mitotic spindle organization; positive regulation of microtubule polymerization; mitotic metaphase chromosome alignment. The transcript has 6 exons. The coding region runs from base 1 to 1164 and encodes 387 amino acids. Gene Ontology annotation, molecular function: protein binding. Gene Ontology annotation, cellular component: spindle pole. NCBI's taxonomy places the organism in Eukaryota, Metazoa, Chordata, Actinopteri, Perciformes, Nototheniidae. The record is from RefSeq and is a predicted model, not a curated record.